Molecule: messenger RNA, 3924 nt
Organism: Exophiala dermatitidis NIH/UT8656
Lineage: Eukaryota; Fungi; Ascomycota; Eurotiomycetes; Chaetothyriales; Herpotrichiellaceae
Exons: 4
Coding region: 1499-3202 (567 amino acids)
Biological process (GO): protein homooligomerization
Source: RefSeq, a predicted model, not a curated record
GGGUCACCGACUGUCAGAUCAGGUUCGGGCUACUUUGCUUUCCCUGGGUGACCAGGCAAUUUCUUUCGCGCUAGGUGUUCUCAAGCAUAGUUGGGAGCUCUACCCACCAUUAAGCACCCGAACUCAGAAACCGAGGGUCUUGGUAUACUAGAUAUAUCAUAUUAUGACCAUCAUUCGCAAGUAUCACGGGGCCUACCUUCGAACACCUAUCCCGGCUCUACGAUUGUUCCUAGCCACAUUCACAGCUCACACCAAUAGCGCGGACUCUCCGUAAUCGAGGUGCAUUACAAGAAUUAGUGCCGCAAUCAUGGCCAAUCGAGCGGCCACCUUGUAUGUCCGUCCGACUUACUCAUCGUAACAAUUUGGUCCAAACCGAUGGAAGCUCGCACUUCAAUCAGCUAUCACGCAGCCGAAACUGCGCGUCGAAUGUCCCCAGGAACUGUCAGACGCUCCGAUUGCCUUAUAUGGGACAGGAUUUUGCGAGGUUACACCCGGGAGGUUUCGAGGAGUAUUCUUCAGCUGUGCUAACUUGAAUCGCCAACCUCCAGGGUUGGUUUAAUUUUCCGGGAAGUUCCGCCUUUGGUUUUUCUCCAUGCGAGGUCUGGAUGCACCGCAAGGCAUCUGUAACGCUCGCGUGUGUUAUCGCAGCACGAGUCGUUAAGAUCGGGCAUUCGCUUACUUUCGAGACUUUUAUCCUCGGAGUCCAGAACACCGUCUCAAUUCAAAGAUGGCGGUGGCCCACUUCUGCCUGACAGCUACUUUAUAUGGCAUAGUCACGAGCACCAAGUGGGCUUCCCCAGCCAUCUGCAUUAUUCACCGUCUCGAUCAAGCGUCGCAUAAGGCCGCAGAUUGAAAUACCGGCGCAAUGGUACCGCAAACCGCCCGAAAGCCUAGUUUUUAGGUUACUAAUCAUUAGACUAUUAUUACUACGCCAGAACCAAUACUCCGUGUAUUUUCAUCGCGACUGCUGACACGACCAACAAUCCUUUCCUACCCACGCGAGCUUCCUCGUUCAAAGCUUUCAAUCAUAUCGCGGGAGUUGCCCAUGGCAUUGUUCGCUAACACCAACAACGGAUCUUUCUGAUACAUACAUAAGUGCUUCGUGCUUCCGCCGGAGACCUUGACGCGGCUGCUUUUGAUUGGUGCUCCAGUUGGCGUACGAGGCAACUCCUCAUUGGCUUUACGGGACAGCAACUGGCCCUUUUAUCCUAGGGGCACUGAAAACUCCGGGACUCAACGCUGCCUCGUCUCCGCUGCGGCGGGAUUCAGAAGGCCGUGUUGAAACCAAUGCGCGGAGGAAGGCACAACAACAUGUGCCCCUAGACUGGUCGCAGUAUCAGUUCGGUCCUUGUUCUGCUUCUUGCAUCACUGCAGAAUACUUAUUUAGCACGGCGGAACCAACCUCUUCUGGCAAUAAAGGGAUACAGUGUCAUCUGCUCUCGUUCAAAAUUGACUUAAAUUCUGGCCAUCACACAGUCAACCAGGCAGCUUCGAGCGGAUGACGGGUCCGGAUCCAGCUUCUCCUGGCGAGGAGCCAGCCUCUUCGGAUAUACACAGCACACAGAGGACUAAGCAGCGCACGGCUGAGCUUGCUGGGAACCGAAAGACAAAGCCGUCAACAGCCUCAGCAUCCCAACCCUCGUUGAACGUUCCAUCCAGCUCGUCACAAGGCUCAAGCCAGAAUAGGGGUAGCCGCACGCCAUCCGGCCACCCUCCUUCAAUUCUUCCUCCCGAAAAGGUCUUUCCCAUACAAAUCGGGUCUGAUUUGUUCAGGUUAUCCGGGGCCUCCAUAUCCUCCGAUGCCCCUUCCUACUUUACGCAGUUCUUCGAGGAUCAGAUCAGGCAGAAUGAGGAGACAGGCGGCGUGCGCACUCUUUACAUCGACCGAGACCCCAGCACGUUCCGCGACGUAGUGCGACAUUUACAAGGGUAUUAUGUGAAGCCUGUCGACGGGAGCCAUUUCGUGAAACUGUUCGCAGAUGCCCAGUUCUACAGCUUGCCGCGACUAAUCGACCAACUUUUCGAAUCCGAAAUCUACAUUCAAAUCGGCGAACGGCACUUCCAGAUUCCGAAAGAUAUCUUCUCAGACCCCGGAAAUUCUCCCAAUUUUUUCUCUCUCGGUUUUGCGGUCUUCUUCUCGUCGCCUGGAGAAGUGUUUCCCGGGCUAGACCGACGAGGGCUGCUCCGCCCGCCUUCCAUAACUCCACCAGCGGUCCCGGGUCGAUCUGGAGAGAUAUUCGCCGAAUUACUUCACUUACUACGCGGCUACCCGCUACACGUGAGGAACGAAUCCCACCGGGCGGAGCUUCUGCGUGAUUGUCGCUACUUCCAUCUACGGGGCCUGGAGCAGAAAAUAAUUGCUCACGAAAUCAGUUAUAAUCUGCAGAGACAGAAACAGGAGAUCUGCCUUCGCUUGGAAGAUGUCAAACCUUCUGGGGUUUCAUACAAGAGUGACGACGACGGAGGUUCCGGAGAUAAGUCAACAGCAACAGCAACAACAGGAGGCUGGGUGUACUACGCCCGCCCCUUUGUGGACGACACAUUGUAUGAGAUGGUUGUUGAGAUUGGCGGCGAAAGUACGUUGCUUGACCUGGCUGAGAUGAGGGCCGAAUUUCAUGGGCAGACCAAGGCGCGCAUGGCCUCUCUUUUCCAGGUUGUCGCGAACAAAAUGAAUCUACCAACAACCGCUCCAUUGGGACUGAUGAUGCUUUCCGAGUCCGCUGGGUCGUCCUCUCAAUCUCCUGCCCAUACACCACUCAGUAGCGAGAGUCGGGUCAAGGUGCGCUUCGAGGCUGCAACGGCCAUCACGCUAAAUGGCGAGCGCUACGAUGGGGAGUGGGAUCAAAAUAUGCAGCAAGAGAUUUCUGUUGUGGGUAGUGGUGGCCAACAUAAUCAGCCUCAGCUCAAAACUGGUCCGUCGUCCCAGUUUGCUCCUCCUCCUCCUCCCCCAUCUCGGCACUCCAUCCCGACGGCACCUCAAGGCCCAACUUCAACGCCCUCCGCGAAAAAGAGAAAGAGACAGCCUAGCCACGGCGAAAGCAGAACAGAAUGGACAAUCCGAACCGGCCAGUGGCGGCUGCGGAUCCAGCCUGUCACGCAGGGCAAUGCAGGCACCGGCUAUGAAAUCGUCCUGGUCGGCGUCAAGAUCGAUGCAUAUUCUAGCGAGCACGCGCGCAACGCGCGACGGGCAUUUCUAAGCUAGAAGUAUAUUAUACAUAGGUAGGUAUAUGUUCUAGUGGCAUCGAGUUUGACGAACCGUUUCACCCGUCCCGCGGUAGUACAUACAGGAUCUAUGUUCGUAUGUACAGCAUUGGACGUAUCGACGUUUGCCCUCCGAGAGCCUGGCUGUUUCCACGAGGUCUACGACAAGAGCUAGCAAUGAUCAAUACCUAGGUAUCCAUGGAUCCGACCCUCCGACCCGGGAGUUGGUAUUCGGCGCAAACAAUAACUUGGGUCGAGCAGCAGAGUGGGUCAGUGGGCAUACAUAUGUCCACUUGAAAUGCACGUCGCGUCGCGUCCUUCUGUCGAGGUAUAUAUUUUUCAACUACACAGUUAUCCUCUGCAAUCGACCAUAGGAUUUUAUUGAGAAAACAGCACUUCCCGUCCGCUCAGUGGUACUUAAGCUCAAUGCCGGUCAGCUAGUAGCAACGUGGGUGACCAGUUGCGAAUCCUGACUGUCGAUUGUUUUUGCUUUUUUGCCGGGUCGGAUCGCCAAAAAGGGAUAUAUAGCACAUUGCAUGGAAGCGGAAGCAACUGAAUGUGACACGGACCAGACUAAAAGCUUUCAUUUUCCUCGCUUACAUGGCCUAGAGCAGGAGAAUUAAUAAUAAAUGGAUUAGAAAGGGAAAUGUUCACUUGUUCUUUGGUAUGAACGUCCUAUCCUUUGCCCACUUCCUUUAUACUCAAAAAACUAGCUAUUUCGAG